AUGUCUUCCGAUCUUGAACAAACAAAUAAUCCUCCCAUGCGAGGUAUACCGGCAAUUACUGGCCCAAUAGAUUACACCAAGGCAUUUCAUGUUUUCCCCAAAGAAUUACAACCAUUCCGUAAUUCUAUCAUUGCAUAUGGAGCAUCCCUAUUUUCUACAUUAGUGGGAUUCCCCCUAGACACUGUGAAAACUCGAAUGCAGACACAUAAGAAUUUUACAAGUUAUUUUGAUUGUGUUAAAAAGACAUAUGCUAAAGAAGGUGUACGUGGGUUUUUCCGAGGUAUUUGGGCACCAAUCAUUUCAACGUCAUUAUCUAAAUCUUUAAGUGUUUCUUUAUUUACCACAGUGAAACCAUAUACAUAUGGACUAUUAUAUGAGACACCCUGGACGAAAAAUAUUGAAAGCUCGCAUCCAUUUUUACGAAAUAUUCCUGUUUGUUUUAUAUCUGGUUUAAUUGCAGGUGGUGGUGUCUCUUUAUUUGCUUGUCCAUUCGAAUUUACUAAAGUAUAUGCUCAAUUGGAGAAAUUAGUGGCGAGUAAAUCAUUGAAAGAAUUAUCAAAUUUAAAUAAUAAUGGUGGCACCAGUUCUGCACAAUUGACAACCAAGUUCAAUUCAGUGAAAACACCUUCUACAGCGGUAAUUGUGAAAGAAAUCUUGAAAUAUGAAGGAAUCAAAGGAUUGUAUUCUGGUUAUAAAUACCAUUUGAUGAGAGAUUCAAUUUCUACUGGGUUUUAUUAUUCUAUUUACGAAUCCAUGAAAUGGUCGAUAAAUAAUUUUAUAAACAAAGAUCCUUCGAUUUCUUCUCCAUUUUCAGUGUUAUUGGCUGGUGGGAUGUCUGGUGUAUUCAGUUGGGUAUUAAUUUUCCCGAUAGAUACAACUAAAUCUAUGGUGCAAAAAGAUGCUGUGACAAACAUUUUACGACGAUCUCAUGGACUUGAACCCUUACCUCCUAAACAUAGAAAGCUACAAAAAUUUGAAAAAAGAGCUUAUCGGGGGCUAGGAAUUUCGGUUACAAGAUCUUUCAUUGUAAAUAUGGUGUUCUUCGGGGUGUUUGAAUUAGGUAUGACUUAUUUGGCUUAA
This is a messenger RNA of Candida albicans SC5314, 1080 nucleotides long. RefSeq lists its product as uncharacterized. The coding region runs from base 1 to 1080 and encodes 359 amino acids. Gene Ontology annotation, biological process: transport. The transcript has a single exon. Gene Ontology annotation, molecular function: transmembrane transporter activity. NCBI's taxonomy places the organism in Eukaryota, Fungi, Ascomycota, Pichiomycetes, Serinales, Debaryomycetaceae. The record is from RefSeq and is a predicted model, not a curated record.